AUGGAUUUAAUUCGGUAUCAUAGUUUUGAAUUACUUGCCUGCACAAUUCUCAUCUCAUCACUGUUGGUGAUAGAUGGUAAACUGCCUGUAACUGUGGACCUGUGCUCGCCAAAUCCCUGCCAAAACCAGGCACUGUGUCGACUGCGCGGGGAUGGCUACUUGUGCUACUGUGUGCCAGGCUUCCAGGGUGCGCACUGUCAGAUUGAUGUGAAUGAAUGUGUUUCACAGCCCUGCAGGAACGGAGCCACCUGUAUGGACAGAGUUGGCAGGUAUUCCUGUCUGUGUCCUCCUGGAUUCACCGGGGCUACUUGCGAGAUCCAGAUUGAUGAGUGUCAAUCACAGCCGUGUCUCAAUGGCGGCAGUUGCCAUGACUAUGCUGGUGGCUUCACUUGCACCUGCCUGCUCGGUUUCCAAGGACACCAGUGCAAAAUCAACAUUGACGAGUGCCAAGAGCAGCCAUGCCAGAAUGGGGCUCUGUGUAUAGAUGGAGUGAAUGAAUACAGCUGCGACUGCUCCCACACAGCCUUCACUGGCAGACACUGUGAAACGCCAAAGCCACCAUGCCACUCUGAACCCUGCUUCAACAGCGCCAUCUGUAAGGACAAUCAGGGUAACUACAGCUGUGAAUGCUGGCCAGGGUUUGAGGGACGUCAGUGUGAGAUAGAUGUAAAUGAGUGUGCCAGCAGCCCCUGCAUGCAUGGAGGCCGCUGCAUUGAGAGGUCAUGGGAGUACCUGUAUGGCAGCGAGCCUCUGCUGCCUAAACACUAUAACCAUCAACGUGCAGCAGGCUUCAUCUGCAGCUGUCCUGUGAGGACAACAGGUUCCUUCUGCCAGGAGGUGAUAGACCAGUGUGACCCAAGUCCCUGUCAUAAUGGGGGUAGUUGUGAGAGCCAUGUUGAGGGCUACACUUGCCACUGCCUCACACAGAGUGACGAUGGUAUUGUCUAUGGAGGUAUACACUGCGACGUGAAGCUUGUGGGCUGUGAAGGCCACGAAUGCCAAAACCAAGGCUCCUGCUCCCCUUUCCUGUUGGAUGGGACUCACGGCUACACCUGCUCCUGUUCACCUGGGUACACUGGCCCCCUCUGCGAGACCCCUACCACAUUCUCCUUUGAACGCAGUGGCUACCUGCUGCUUCAGAGUCCACUUGUGGAUGAUGAGGUCUUUUGCAACAUCACCCUAAGCUUCAAGACUGUUGUGUCCAGGGCGGUGUUGUUCCAGCGGAACAGCAGAGGGCUGCUGCUGACCCUGGAGCUUACCGAAGGCCAGCUUCGCCUUACGCUGAGGAAGGAGGCUUCUGCUGAGGCUGAACCAGAUAGCCCAACCCAGACUCUGGAGCUUUUACGCAAUGUCACAGAUGGAGAGUGGCAUUCUGUGGAGGUUGUGCUCGGAAACUGGGUGCUCAGCCUGAAACUCUUGGACGAUGCUGGGAGCUGUGGGAGCCAGCCAUGUCACGAGGUUGCCCCAGUCCAAAGCACCCUGUUCGGGCUGGUGUCGCUUCCUCAGAGCACUUUUAUUGGUGGAGUGCUUAAGGACUCAAAUGGCCCCAGUGAGGACUCUCCACUUCCAGCAUUCAUUGGCUGCAUGCAGGAUGUGUUUGUGGACUGGCAACUUGUCGUCCCUCAGGAGUGGCUGAGCGACUCGGCUGUUAAUGUGUCCCCUGGUUGCAGCCAUAGGGACCGCUGCUUGGACGUGCCUUGCCAAAACGGAGGACAGUGUGUCAACCUGUGGCAGAGCUACCAGUGUCGGUGUCCAAGGCCUUACGAAGGGCCGGACUGUGAGGAGGAACAUGUGACUGCACGCUUUGGGAACGAGGACUCUCACAGCUAUGCUGCAUUCACUGUCACAGAUGAAUUGGGUCAUGAGUUCUCCAUCUCCCUCUUCCUGCGCACACGGAGGCACAAUGGACUGCUCCUGGUCUUUGCCAACAGCAGCAGCCAUUACCUGCACAUGUGGCUGGAGGAUGGCAAGGUCACAGUUCAGCUCAAUAACUUUGAGAGCCUGAAGGCGGAGAGUGCAAUUGAUGAUGGAGAAGUCCACUUUGUGAGUGUAGAGGUGGCAAAUGAGCGUAUGUCACUGUACGCAGCAGCUAAGAAACAGGGUGAUGUGGAGGUCACCGCAGUCAGUGUUCAAGCAGGAGAUACUGUCUAUGUUGGAGGCCUGCUGGAGAAUGGGGCAACUUCAGUCUUUGGUGGAUAUUUUAAAGGCUGUAUCCAGGACCUGAGGAUCAAUGACAUGAGGCUGCAGUUCUUCGGUUUGGACACCUCAGUGAGAUCGUGCCCUCUGAAGUUAAUGGAAAAUGUGACCUCUGGCUGCUCUGGUGACAACACCUGCAGUAGGAACCCAUGUCUAAACGGGGGAAUGUGUUACUCCAUGUGGGACGACUUCACCUGCACUUGCCCAGCCAGUACAGCAGGACGGCGCUGUGAAGAGGUCAGGUGGUGUGAGGUGUCACCUUGUCCCUCAGAUGCAGAGUGCAGGAUGCUGAGCGAGGGAUAUGAAUGUUACUCCAACGCAACUUUCCUGAAUGACAGCACUGUGUUGUCCUACCAGGGAAAUGGCCACAUAUUCCGCAAUCUAACUAAUCUUUCCCUAAACCUGCGCACACGGAGGCGUAAUGCAGCCAUCCUACAUGCAGAGAAGGACUCGGCCUUCAUCACGCUCUCUAUCCAAGAUGGUUUUCUCUUCAUGGAGCUUCAGAGCACCCCUAGAGACAUCAGAGAAGAGACUGAAGAAAAGCAGAAUGUGUCUACAGUCAGCCUGAGCAGCAGGAGGAGUGUCAGUGAUGGCGAAUGGCACAGCGUCCACCUGUUCAUGGCAGCGCCCUGGGCACAAAUUUCUCGGUGGACUCUGGUGCUGGAUGAAGAAAUAGAUGAAGUCAGCACCUCCAGGCACCAAGGGGGCAACUUGGAUUUUCUCAAACAAGGAGUGGACAUCUUCUUGGGGGGUCUGGCCCCGGAUGCCGGAUGGUCCCUGACUGGAUGCCUAAGCACAGUAGAGUUGGGAGGCAUUGCCCUGCCUUACUUCAGCUCCUCUGAUGUGAACCUCCCACGCCUGCAGGAGGAGCAGUUCAUUCAGACAUCAUGGCAUCUACCACUCCUCGGCUGCAGCGGGGCCCCCGUGUGUCAGCCGAACCCCUGCCUGAAUGGAGGGCAGUGCCAAGACCUCUUCAACUCCUACAACUGCAGCUGUACUGAGGGUUGGGCCGGUAGGCGCUGCAACUUCUUCACCGACACCUGCGCUUCUAAUCCCUGUGUUCACGGCAAUUGCAGCGUGAAUGGGCUGACCUACGAGUGCAACUGUGAGUUUGGCUACGCAGGUGUGGAUUGUGAAGAAGAGGUGGAUAUGUGCGAAAACCAUCUGUGUGCCCAUGGAGGUACCUGUCUGCACGGGCCAGACAGGUACGCCUGCCUCUGCCCUGAGAACUACACUGGACCCCUCUGCAAUGAACGCGUUGAAGAAAUUCCAUGGUACAUUGUUGUCAGAAAAGUAAGGCCCAAGCUACCUGUUUCUGUGUGUGGUGAUGACACCAGAAACUACACCUGCUUCAAUGGAGGUAACUGCACUGACCGAGAGCUAUCCUGUGACUGUCCACCUGGCUUCACUGGACACCGGUGUGAGCAGGAGGUGGAUGAGUGCAAAUCAAACCCCUGUCUAAAUGGAGGCUACUGCCGGAACCUCAUCAACAAAUUCAUCUGCGUGUGCGACAUGAGCUUCGCUGGGGACGUUUGCCAGACGGACAUGGAGCGUGCUCCAUACAGCUCGCGGGUGGCUGCCGUGCUGGCACCGUGUCUGGUUGGCUUGGCGAUAGUGGUGAUGCUGGCUCUAGCCCUGGCUGUAGCCAAACUGCGAGAGAGGCGGCAGACGGAGGGAGGUUUCAGUCCGAGGCAACUCGAGGCUCCUGGUGGUUGCUACCCACCUGCUGAGCUGGGAAACGCAUCCAUCAGCACUUUGGCAGCACGUGUGGAGCGCCUGGUGUAG
Scomber japonicus (chub mackerel) is the source of this 3981-nucleotide messenger RNA. RefSeq names its product crumbs cell polarity complex component 1 (gene crb1). Lineage: Eukaryota; Metazoa; Chordata; Actinopteri; Scombriformes; Scombridae. Gene Ontology annotation, cellular component: plasma membrane; protein-containing complex. Gene Ontology annotation, biological process: establishment or maintenance of epithelial cell apical/basal polarity; heterophilic cell-cell adhesion. Gene Ontology annotation, molecular function: calcium ion binding. The transcript is spliced from 13 exons. Bases 1 to 3981 code for a protein of 1326 amino acids. The record is from RefSeq and is a predicted model, not a curated record.